AAUUUGGUAUUAAUUUGAGGAAAAUCGGACCUUUUGCGUUUCUCUUUUAAGUUUGUAGGCGUGGCCUAGACGUCAUUUGACCUUUAACCUUUAAUGAGCUAAACAAGCCGCCAUAACAGAGAGAACACGAAAGCGAAUGCAAGGCCUACAAGUGAAAUCUGCAAGCCAUAUUCACUUCAUGAUCCGUGUGUUUCUCUGAUGUUUGGUGGGGACCAGUCCCUACAUAAUUAUUCCGCCCUACCUAACUCUAGCCUGACAGAGGAGGACAGCAAACUUGACAAUACAGACGCUAACACAGAGGGUCAAGCUGUUUCCAAGAAAAGAAGAAGGAAAACAAAUCUUUGGCUACACAGACCAAAGCAGAGAAAUCCUCGACCGUCAUCUCCAAACGAGGGGCAAUCUGGUAAGGAUAGCAUGUCCGUGAAUGGUUUCAGUACUGAGGAUGACAGUCGUCCGGGACAUGAUCAAAUCUGUUGUCUGAUUGAUAAUAGUGAAAGAUGUAACAACAGUGCAGGAAAUGCAAGCUACAGUAAAAGAAUCCAAAAAACUGUUCAGCAGAGGAAACUCAAGUUGGCAAGAGAUGAUAGGGUCUCACAUAUUUAUAUCUGUGACUAUCAUAAAAACGUUAUUCAGAGCGUGAGGUCCAAGAGGAAGAGGAAGGACAGUGAAGAUGAGAACGGGUCCAUAGAUGGCUCGGAGGAUUUGCCAGAGAUAGACUUUUUUCAAAUGCCAGUGAACACGUUGAGGCGGUACAAAAGGCACUUCAAGUUGCUAACUCGACCAGGAAUGAACAAAGCCCAGUUAGCAGAUCAUGUUGCCAGACAUUUUAAAUCAAUUCCAGUGAUUGAAAAAGAGGCUCUAACCUACUUUAUUUACAUGGCCAAGAACUAUAAGAGCAGAUUUGAUCAGAAACAUUUGGAGCAUUCUAGUUCCUAGAGUUUUGUUUCGUUUUACAAUUCAAAUGAUGAGGAGUGCUAGCUUGAAUGAAGUGGUAGGAGAGUGAAAGUUGUGUCACAAACAAGUUAAAUUGUGUCAAGGUCCCAAGGACCUUGUUUAUCAGUAUCGAUGAACAAUUUUGUGUGGUUUAAUGUUUGUAAGAUUGACUGACUGAUGACCUGGUGCUUGUGUGGUGCUGUAUAAAAAAUGUGAACAUGUGAAUGUAGUAAUAAAUUAGAAAAAGAAGCAAAA
Messenger RNA from Magallana angulata, 1188 nucleotides. Its product is annotated as histone deacetylase complex subunit SAP30L-like. Gene Ontology annotation, cellular component: histone deacetylase complex. Gene Ontology annotation, molecular function: transcription coregulator activity; protein binding. NCBI's taxonomy places the organism in Eukaryota, Metazoa, Mollusca, Bivalvia, Ostreida, Ostreidae. Gene Ontology annotation, biological process: regulation of DNA-templated transcription. The coding region runs from base 199 to 936 and encodes 245 amino acids. The transcript is spliced from 7 exons. The record is from RefSeq and is a predicted model, not a curated record.